Messenger RNA from Nyctereutes procyonoides (raccoon dog), 1462 nucleotides. It is a transcript of the gene SOHLH2, whose product is annotated as spermatogenesis and oogenesis specific basic helix-loop-helix 2. Bases 81 to 1361 code for a protein of 426 amino acids. Gene Ontology annotation, biological process: spermatogenesis; regulation of DNA-templated transcription. Gene Ontology annotation, cellular component: nucleus. The record is from RefSeq and is a predicted model, not a curated record. The transcript has 11 exons. Gene Ontology annotation, molecular function: DNA-binding transcription factor activity, RNA polymerase II-specific; protein dimerization activity; RNA polymerase II cis-regulatory region sequence-specific DNA binding. Lineage: Eukaryota; Metazoa; Chordata; Mammalia; Carnivora; Canidae.
AGCGGGCGGCGGGACGCGGCGGCGUGGCCGAGCUCCUCCUGCGGCGAGGCUGCCCGGGACCGGCACGUGGGCAGCGGGCCAUGGCGGCCCCAAUCACCUGCCCGGAGCGCGGCCAAAUCUCCGGCCAGGCAAAAAUAGACCUCUUAUUAGUUGGAGAUGUCACUGUUCAGUACCUGGCAGAUAUUGCUCAGAAAUCCUUUUCAAAUAUUGCAAAAGUCACCAUUACCAUGAGGGAUGUGGAACAGGCAGCAGUACUUCUGGAGAACUGCCCAUUUGAUGUGGUUUUCCUGAAGAUGACUUCUUUACCAACUGCCGAAGAGCUGGAAGCAGUUGAAUUAAUUAGAUUUGGCAAGAAGAAAAAUACACAUUUGCUGUUUGUUUUUAUAACCCCUGAAAAUUUUAGAGGUUGUGUUUCAGGGCAUGGAGCUGACAUUACUUUAAGUGAACCACUGACAAUCGAGAAAAUGAGUAUUGUGGUAAAAUACUGGAAAACCUAUUUCUCAAAUACCGUUAAGAAUGAAUAUUCUAUGAAGCCCGAAGAACCUGGAUUGCCCCUGCUGAAGUCCUGCAGUGAACAAUUGGGAUAUUUUUCUACUGAUCUAUUUGCUUGCUCUGAAGCUCUAAGAAAUGACAUUGGGCUUGAAUUAAAGGCUCCAGUGCCAGAUUCUGAGAAAAGCAAAAAGAUUUCUCUUCUUCAUUCAAGCAAGGAAAAGCUGAGAAGAGAACGAAUCAAGUAUUGCUGUGAGCAGCUGCGUACUCUGUUGCCAUAUAUAAAGGGGAGAAAGAAUGACACGGCUUCUAUUCUUGAGGCAACCGUUGAUUAUGUGAAGUACAUCCGGGAGAAAAUCCCUCCAGCUAUUAUGGGCCAGAUUACAGAGGUACUUCAGAGCAAUAGGAGGUUUUGUAAGAAACAGCAAAUGUCCAUCCAGCUGUCCUUUCCAGGCACAAUCAUGGCACAAAGGGAAAAUGGUGUGUUGACAAGCACUUAUUCACCUAUGAGAGGGAUCAGAUUCCUGGCUAAUAAGUGCUUGAAUGUGUACUCUGUUCCUGCCUCAGGGGGCUCCUUGGAUGAACCUGUAAGAGGUCAGUCCAGCUCUACUUCAGAGAAUGCAAUUGGUGAUAUGUAUAAAACUCGAAUUCCCAGCAAAGCUCUCUCUCUUAAUUCUUUCCAUGCUGUCAGAUACUAUUCUAAAGUCAUCCCUUCCUAUGAUGCAGCUGCCAUAACAAAUCAGAACAUUUCAGUUCAUUUUCCAUCAGCUGUUCCUAAAGUCUCAAAGUUUCUUCCUCAGCACUGCAAUUCUGUGCUGGGCCAGACGUGCACAACACAUCCCAACUGUCUGCAACAGUUUUGGGCAUAUUAAUAGCACAUGUUUGAAAUUCACACUCUAGACCACCUGUUGGUUGCAGUUUGACAAUACAGGAAGAAUGGAACAAAGACUGAUCUUGAAAGCUACACCCAGAG